This is a messenger RNA of Bombyx mandarina (wild silkworm), 964 nucleotides long. RefSeq names its product mediator complex subunit 18 (gene MED18). The record is from RefSeq and is a predicted model, not a curated record. Gene Ontology annotation, cellular component: core mediator complex; mediator complex. NCBI's taxonomy places the organism in Eukaryota, Metazoa, Arthropoda, Insecta, Lepidoptera, Bombycidae. Gene Ontology annotation, biological process: regulation of transcription by RNA polymerase II; termination of RNA polymerase II transcription. Gene Ontology annotation, molecular function: transcription coregulator activity.
AUGUCGGCAAACGCUGCACCUAUAACAGCUACAGAUAGCUUAUCGCAAGCUUUAAAAGCGAACAUUAUACCAAAUCAGGAAUACUUACUUCAGGGCUCAGUGUUGGACUCGGCAGUAGAAGUUUUACUUCACCGAUUACGUGGUCUUUGUGACAAUGUUGAUGCUGGGCCAGAAACAUUUGAUGACCAGGAAGUGUGUUUCAGUCUACGGGAUCCUAAUCAUUAUCAGGCUCCCCCUCUCAUGUUGCGUGUUCGUAAAGCAUUAGAUGCUCGAGACAUGCCAUUUCAGUUACGAUACAUUGGGCAGCCUGAUUUGGGGGACAAAAAUAGGCCAACAGUUGUCCGUUCCAGUCUUGAUAUAGCCUGCAGUGGAAUGCUCAUUGAAUUUUUAAAUGAGCUAGGAUGCCGAAUUGAAUUUGAAUACAGUGUAAAAGGUUACAUGUUUAGAAAAGGUCGUAUGAAAAUUACUGUAGCAAAAGUGUUUAAGAUUUCUCAAAAUUCAAUGCCACCUGAACCUAUCUCACAGAGCUAUCUUGUGGAGCUUUCUGUUCUUGCACCACAAGGCCAGGACGCUAUCGGCGAGGAUAUGCGAGCCUUCGCCGACCAACUCAGGCCUCUAGUGCAGCUCGACAAAAUCGACUACAAGAGACUCGGGCACAUGUCGGUUUCAUAGCCCAUGUUCCUAACUCAGAACUUACUUUAACAAUUUGAGCAACAGUCUGGUGAAAUGAAGAAAAAUAGACAAAUUUUCUACGACAAUAUUCGAUUGAUAAAUGUAUAUAAAUACAAUACUCAUUUCAAACAAAUUUAAGAUUAUUCCAAGAGAAAACUACGGCAUCCAUUUUCAAUUAAUAUACGCUACAUUUUACAAAACUUUGUAUUCGUAAUCUCGUAACUAAAAUAUAAUAUGCACCGAUUACUUUCAAUUUCUAUUUCUAAGAAUAGCAUUUACUCCUCAAUAGUCU